UGAUGAUCCAGGCGCAACACAGGGAAACAUCUCUGAGAUUCAGACCCAUGAAUGGACAAGUUUUUGGCUGCAACGCGAACAUCUUUUAUAAGCAUACCAAAUGAUCACUUGAUUGCAGUCAUGGGUCAUCCAGCUGUACUGGGCUGUCAUUUUACAACGCACACUGACCUCUCCAGUCUGACUAUAGUGUGGCAACGCCAGGAGGACUCACAAGUCGUGCACAGCUUCUAUUAUGAACAGAACCAGCUAGACCAUCAAAGUCCAGAAUACCACAACCGGACCUCAUUAUAUAUUUCAGAGCUUGGUAAAGGGAAUGCCUCUCUCAGGAUAGAUGGAGUUGGACUGAAGGAUGUGGGUUGGUACCUGUGCAAAGUGAACAACAUCAAUGGGGCAGAAAAAGCCAAAAUAAAACUUGACUAUGGAGCCUUUUACUCUGAGCCCAGGUUGAGCAUUCACGUGAACUCCACCACAAUAACGGUGCAGUUUGAGACAGAGGGAUUCCCCAAACCUGAGGUAAUCUGGCUGGAUGAAUAUGGCCAGAGUCUCAUUCAUCACCUGGAGCUCCAUGACCAGACAGAAGAUGGACUUUAUUUAGUUAGGAGCAGAUAUGAGGCCCAGAAGCCAGCAGUUAAUGUCAUAUUUACACUGAAGAACCACCUCCUGAACCAGAACCUUGAGAGACCUGUGAUCUAUGGUAAAGACCUUCACUCUGAAUUUCAUGUGUCUCAAAAUGUGUGA
Molecule: messenger RNA, 738 nt
Organism: Sinocyclocheilus grahami
Lineage: Eukaryota; Metazoa; Chordata; Actinopteri; Cypriniformes; Cyprinidae
Product: CD276 antigen-like
Exons: 3
Coding region: 52-738 (228 amino acids)
Biological process (GO): T cell receptor signaling pathway; regulation of cytokine production
Cellular component (GO): external side of plasma membrane
Molecular function (GO): signaling receptor binding
Source: RefSeq, a predicted model, not a curated record